CGCGCUCCUACCCGCGGGAGCGUUUCCGCCAUUUUUGAAAAUCGGGAGUUCCCGGAGCUCAGGGUAGCCGCCGCCGCGAUGGCAGCCUUUGCCCUGGAACCCCAGGCCACCACGUUGGGUUUAUUAUAACAAGAUAUGAGGAAGCAUAAACGUGACAGCAUUUGGAUAGCAAGAAACACAUUUUUGAGGCUGUUUAGAAGGAUCUGAACCAAUGAUGCUGGGUUCGCCUACAUCUCCAAAACCAGGGGUUAAUGCCCAGUUCUUACCUGGGUUUUUAAUGGGGGAUUUGCCAGCGCCAGUGACUCCACAGCCUCGAUCAAUUAGUGGCCCUGCAGUAGGAGUAAUGGAAAUGAGAUCACCUUUAAUUGCAGGUGGGUCACCACCGCAACCAGUUGUACCAGCUCAUAAAGAUAAAAGUGGAGCUCCACCAGUUAGAAGUAUAUAUGAUGACAUUUCUAGUCCAGGACUUGGGUCAACACCUUUAACCUCAAGAAGACAGCCAAACUUAUCAGUAAUGCAGAGUCCUCUUGUUGGAGUUAUGUCGACUCCUGGAACAGACUUUUUCAAAUGGCAAAGUAUGUUUAGUCCAGCAAACAUUGGUCAACCACGAAAGACAACAUUAUCUCCUGCGCAGCUGGAUCCUUUUUAUACCCAAGGAGAUUCUCUGACUUCUGAAGAUCACCUUGAUGACACGUGGGUAACUGUGUUCGGGUUUCCUCAGGCAUCUGCUUCCUAUAUAUUAUUACAAUUUGCACAAUAUGGGAAUAUCUUAAAACAUGUGAUGUCUAACACUGGAAAUUGGAUGCAUAUUCGUUAUCAAUCUAAACUGCAGGCUCGGAAAGCCUUAAGCAAAGAUGGGAAGAUUUUUGGCGAGUCCAUCAUGAUUGGUGUAAAACCUUGUAUAGAUAAAAGUGUUAUGGAAAACAGUGACAGGAAUGCUGUAUCAUCUUCAUCUCUAGCCUUUACACCUCCAAUCAAGACCUUAGGAACACCAUCCCAGCCUGGAAGUACUCCUAGGAUAUCCACCAUGAGGCCUCUUGCUACAGCAUACAAAGCUUCUACCAGUGACUAUCAGGUCAUUUCUGACAGACAGACACCAAAAAAAGAUGAAAGUCUUGUAUCCAAAGCAAUGGAGUACAUGUUUGGCUGGUAGUAUACUGAGAGCUGAGAACUCAGCCAACUACAAAGGAAGAGGCUGCUGCACUAAAACAGGGCACCGCCGGUUUGUCUUCGGUUAGUUAUAUAACCACUCUCGGCAGUGUUGGACAGCUAUCUCAUACUUCUUUUAGAAGCCUUUCUCUUUAAGGACACAGCAUAUUUGUAGCUCCCACUUUAAGAGAUGCUUGAGACAUGUUUUAAAGAAACAAAAAAAACCUCUGUAAAUAGGAUUUUGUGUUUUCUGUGGUAAUGCAUGUGUAAACACAAAAUGUUCAACAUUGGUAACUAAAUUAUAUAAUUGAGUGCAUUGAGGCUUUGUAGUCAUGAGUUGGUGGGUGAAUUUCAUGAAGGGGAACUGAACAGCUGCUUCUAACAAGACACAAAGAUUGUUAACAAUUUGAAUUAUGGCCUUUUAAUUUAGAUAGUAUUUAAUAUUUUAAUUAUCCUUGUUUGUAUAUGUCUUAUCGUGGAUUGUCAUCUUUCCGUAUUCUUAAACCAAAACAGUCUUUUAAAAGACCUUCUAAUGUUCUUGAUAAUAAACUUUGCCAAUUAUA
This is a messenger RNA of Pipistrellus kuhlii (Kuhl's pipistrelle), 1712 nucleotides long. RefSeq names its product nucleoporin 35 (gene NUP35). Gene Ontology annotation, cellular component: nuclear pore nuclear basket; nuclear pore central transport channel; nuclear membrane. The transcript is spliced from 11 exons. Gene Ontology annotation, molecular function: structural constituent of nuclear pore; single-stranded DNA binding; phospholipid binding. Gene Ontology annotation, biological process: nuclear pore organization; NLS-bearing protein import into nucleus; regulation of DNA-templated transcription. Bases 212 to 1153 code for a protein of 313 amino acids. The record is from RefSeq and is a predicted model, not a curated record. Lineage: Eukaryota; Metazoa; Chordata; Mammalia; Chiroptera; Vespertilionidae.